AUGGCUUCGUCCGUCUUGGCACUCCAAUUACCCGAAAUCCUCUCUCGCGUCCUGUCUCAGCUUUAUAGUCGCCCUGACGGCGCCAAUAUCGCCAGCGCCUUGCGCGUCAACAAAUUCUGGUUCGCGUGCGGCAUCCGCAUCCUCUGGAGCGAGUCGCGUAGCUCAGCACUCGCUUCCCUGCCACCCACAUGCCCACUCGCUGCCCUGCCACCCACAUGCCCACGUCGGCAACUCUACGCCGCGCAGGCUAUCACGCUACUGUUCGAUCCCAAUGGUAGCAAGAAGGUGCAUCGGGAGCUGCAGUAUCUGGUCUUUCCCCGCCUCAAGUGCCUGUUGCUCGACCCCAAGAGCUUGAAUGACGCCAACGACAAUUUAUGUCCUAUUUCCCAGUACUUUGGCCCGACGCUGCAGAACCUCGAGUCCAACAUAGGAUCGCCCGAUUCGGAUUGCAGUCUGUCCGACAUCAUGUGGCAAGGGACAUACAACCAGGGCAAGUUGAAGCAACACCAGCCUGAGGAUCCGAUCGCAGUAUCGUCCAUUUUACGCCUCCUCACCAGGGCCCCGUUUCUGCAGCGGAUAGCUCUCGUGGUUGACAAUCAAGCCUUUUUCGGUACAGAUUUCUUAAUUCACUGCGCUCGCCAGCCACAGCUCGUUGAGCUAGCCUUGCGUUGCAAUCAUGGAGCCGCCACCUGGCAGCGCAUUCCCGCUGCCGUCCCCGCGCCCUUUCCUACCCUGCGCGCUCUACACAUCUGGUCACAUUGCUCGGCUGUCGCUGUUCUUGUCAAGGUCGUGCCAGCUCUCGAGGAGCUGACCCUUCUCCUCACGGACGAACCGAGUGAGAACUUCUUGUACCAUCUCCAGUCUCUUUCCGCCUUGCGCAUUUUGCUUGUCGGGUAUUACUGCUCCGAGGAAAUUCCAAGAAGCGAGUUGAUGGCUCUCGGGGAGCUGAAGCAAUUGCGAGAACUCCGUCUCAGAGCACAUACACUUGGUGCUCCACCCUUGCGCUCGAAAAACUCGGGCUUUUGUGACGCAGAUUUGGACGUGUUGCUCUCCGGACUAGGCAAUCUCCGCGUCUUCGAUUUUCGAGUUCUUUGCUCAUUAUCUUCCAAGGCAUUUCUCAAGCUUGCGAGGCACUGCCCUCACCUACAAGCCAUUGAUAUUCUGCAAGUGUGCAACCUGGCGAUGAAUCAGGAUGCGUUUUAUACCUUUCCAUACCUGGAAAGGUUUGCUGCCCGUGGUUUCGAGUGUCCUCUUGACCAUUCUCAUUCCGGGUAA
Cordyceps militaris CM01 is the source of this 1275-nucleotide messenger RNA. RefSeq lists its product as uncharacterized. NCBI's taxonomy places the organism in Eukaryota, Fungi, Ascomycota, Sordariomycetes, Hypocreales, Cordycipitaceae. The record is from RefSeq and is a predicted model, not a curated record. The coding region runs from base 1 to 1275 and encodes 424 amino acids. The transcript is spliced from 2 exons.